Messenger RNA from Lachancea lanzarotensis, 1692 nucleotides. RefSeq names its product LALA0S04e02498g1_1 (gene MLS1). The record is from RefSeq and is a predicted model, not a curated record. Gene Ontology annotation, biological process: glyoxylate cycle. Bases 1 to 1692 code for a protein of 563 amino acids. Gene Ontology annotation, molecular function: malate synthase activity. The transcript has a single exon. Lineage: Eukaryota; Fungi; Ascomycota; Saccharomycetes; Saccharomycetales; Saccharomycetaceae. Gene Ontology annotation, cellular component: cytoplasm; peroxisomal matrix.
AUGUCGACAUUUCCUAACCCUCCUCGAGUCCAGGUACUCGCAGACAUCGAUUCCACUCCUCAAUUCGCUCCAUCAAAGACCACCGUUAGCGAUAUCUUAACGCCCGAUGCGCUACAAUUUGUGGCACUGCUACAUCGCAGUUUCGACGAUCGCCGUAAAAAGUGCCUGGAGAACCGCCAGGCCGUGCAGCGUGACAUAGACGCCGGCGGGGCCCAGAUCGCUCAGAACGGCGGAGACGCUAGUGGUGUUAAGUUGUUUCAAUUGCCAACGGAAACGCAGCGCGUUCGCGAUGACGUGAGCUGGCAAGGUGCAGUUCCUGCACCAGGUUUAGCAGAACGGCAUUCGGAGAUCACAGGUCCACCUCUGCGUAAUAUGCUGGUGAAUGCAUUGAACGCUCCGGUGUCCACCUACAUGGUGGAUUUCGAAGAUUCGGCAGCACCCACCUGGGCCAACUGCGUUUACGGCCAAGUCAACUUGUUCGACGCCAUCCGUGACCAGAUCGAUUUCCGCACUCCCCGUAAGGAAUAUAAGCUGCGGGCACCAUUUGCAUCACUUCCCACGAUCCUCGUUCGUCCACGUGGAUGGCACAUGCUCGAGAAGCACGUGACCGUGGAUGGAAUUCCAGUGUCAGCGUCACUAUUUGAUUUUGGAUUGUUUUUCUACCAUAAUGCACGCAAAUUGGUCGAACUGGGCAAGGGUCCAUAUUUCUAUCUUCCCAAGAUGGAGCACUAUCUCGAGGCACGGCUCUGGAAUGACGUGUUCAACGUGGCACAGGAUGUGUUGGGUAUUGCACGGGGCACAGUGCGUGCCACCGUUUUGAUCGAAACGCUACCUGCGGCUUUCCAAAUGGAGGAAAUCUUGUUCGAGCUGCGUGCCCAUUCCGCUGGUCUCAACUGUGGUCGUUGGGAUUACAUUUUCAGCACUAUCAAACGGUUGCGUAAUGUUCCCGGUCACGUGCUACCAGAUCGUCAACAUGUUACCAUGAAGGCUCCAUUCAUGGAUGCCUAUGUGCAAAGACUUAUCGAAGUGUGUCAUAGGCGUGGCGUACAUGCCAUGGGAGGCAUGGCCGCUUAUAUUCCUAUCAAAAAUGAUGAGCGUGCCAAUUCUGCUGCUUUGGCACAAGUGCGCGCCGAUAAAGAACGCGAAUUGAACAAGGGCCACGAUGGUUCGUGGGUAGCACAUCCAGCGUUGGCUCCAAUUUGUAACGAGGUUUUCCACAGCAUGGGAACCCCCAACCAGAUUCAUUUCAGACCCGAGUGCAAUGUGCAAGCGGUCGAUUUGCUAAACACCCGCAUCUCACAAGGCGGCGUCACAGUCGAGGGAAUCCGUCAAAACUUGUCAAUUGGUCUUCAGUACAUGGAGGCUUGGCUGCGUGGAUCCGGCUGCGUUCCAAUCAACAAUUUAAUGGAAGAUGCUGCAACCGCCGAGGUUUCAAGGUGUCAGCUAUACCAAUGGGUCACACAUCGCGUGAAAUUAUCUGAUACCGGUGACGUGGUUACUCCAGAUUUGACGCAAAGCAUCUUGGAAGAACAGGUUUCGGAGUUGUCAGCCAAGAGUCCUCUAGGCAAGGACAACAAGUUCGAGCUUGCAGCCAAAUAUUUUUUACCUGAGAUCCGCGGAGAAAAAUUCAGCGAGUUUUUGACUACUCUCCUGUACGAUGAAAUCCUCACGUUAAAGACAUCACGGUUGUAA